AUGCCAAGUAGCCCUUCGCGCAAGACUGUCCGGUUCAGUGAGGACACCACCUCCCGCAACCCACUGUACGAGCAGCAGGCAAUAAAACAGGCCCUAGAGAAGACUGUAGAGCAGGUCGACGAGUGGAAGGCGAAAGCGCUCGAUGUUGAAACUCAACUCGCUGAGAGGCUCAGACAGGCAGAUGCCAAUCUGCAAGCUGUGAAUGGUCGAUGCGAAAGCCUAGAGGAUGAGAGAAAAGAGCUUAAACGCCAGCGGCAACAGCUUCGAGACGCGAACAAACUCUUGAAGGCUAAACUCGAAGCUAAUAGUUCAGGGUCCGGAGCUUUGUCUGGGACCGAGAAAAAUUCAGCAACAUGGACUGCACGUAUCUGUCUCUUGCCCAGCAACGCGCUCCCGUUCCCUCUGGACGAGAGCAAUAUCAACGCCUACAAAGGCUACCUAUCAAGGGGCCUUGACAAGAUGGUUGUCGUUAAUGGUCUGUCGUCUGAAACAUUCACCUCGGCUGUAUCGCAAGCGUUUGAGCCGCUUCUUCAGGACAAGCUAUGGACACCACUUCAGGCAAAGCCGUGCGAUAUCGAGCAUCUCGCAGGCACUCCUCUGUUAAGACCACUGGGCCCAGACCUCGAAGGAUCAAAGUACGACUUCGACUUUCUCCGCUCCCAUUGUGCUGUUCUCGACGAUCAGGGCAAAAUCGACACGCUCUAUAUCGCUAUGCAACACUCUGUCCCGUCAUGGGAUUAUCACAAGACAGACGAUCUUUCGGAUGUUGAGUCUGGCCUCAGUCACAGAUGUGCCGAGUCUGACCUCUGCCACGACAUUAUCGUCCCACGGAUCGCAGCUUAA
Diaporthe citri is the source of this 843-nucleotide messenger RNA. RefSeq lists its product as uncharacterized. Bases 1 to 843 code for a protein of 280 amino acids. The transcript has 3 exons. NCBI's taxonomy places the organism in Eukaryota, Fungi, Ascomycota, Sordariomycetes, Diaporthales, Diaporthaceae. The record is from RefSeq and is a predicted model, not a curated record.